CCAGGAGGUGCUGGAGGAUUGUACGGACCUGGAGGUGCUGGAGGAUUGUACGGUCCUGGAGGAUUGUACGGUCCUGGAGGAUUAUACGGACCUGGAGGAGCUGGUGCACCUGGAGUUCCCGGAGCGCCAGGAGCUCCGGGUAGAGCAGAAGGUAUCGGAGGUAUAUCCGGAGCUAGUGGUGUCGGACCUGGUGGAGUCUCUGGAGGUGCUGGCGGAGGAGGUGUAUCAGUUACAGAAUCAGUUACUGUUGGUGGAGCCGGAGGAGCAGGAGCAGGAGCUGGUGGAAUCGGUGGACCAUCAGGUCUGGGAGGAGCCGGAGCAACUGGUGGAUUCGGUGGUGCUGGAGGACCUGGUGGACCUGGAGGACCCGGUGGACCAGGAGGAUUUGGUGGUGUAGGCGGAGGAGCAGGAGCCGGUGGUGUCGGACCUGGCGGAAUCUCUGGAGGUGCUGGCGGUGCUGGCGGAUCAGGUGUAACAGUUGUAGAGUCAGUUACUGUUGGUGGAGCCGGAGGACCAGGAGCUGGUGGUGUCGGUCCAGGAGGUGUCGGAUCUGGAGGAGUUGGACCGGGAGGUAUUUACGGACCAGGAGGAGCUGGAGGACUCUACGGACCGGGUGCAGGUGGAGCCUUCGGAGCAGGAGGAGGAGCUGGUGCACCAGGAGGACCUGGAGGUCCAGGUGGACCAGGCGGCCCUGGAGGUCCAGGUGGAUUUGGCGGAGGAACAGGAAUCGGCGGUGGUGUUGGACCAGGAGCUGGAGGUGCUGGACUGUCUGGAGGUGCUGGUGGAACAGGUCCGGUAUCUGUCUCUUCUACUGUAAGCGUCGGUGGUGCUGGCGGACCAGGCGCAGGUGGACCAGGAGCAGGUGGAGCAGGAGCUGGUGGUGUGGGAACUGGAGGAUUUGGAGGUCCAGGUGGAUUCGGUGGACCGGGCGGUCCUGGAGGAUCAGGCGGCCCAGGAGGAGCAGGCGGAGGCGCCGGCGGCGCUGGCGGAUUGUACGGACCUGGAGGUGCUGGAGGAUUGUACGGUCCUGGAGGAUUAUACGGACCUGGAGGAGCUGGUGCACCUGGAGUUCCCGGAGCGCCAGGAGCUCCGGGUAGAGCAGGCGGUAUCGGAGGUAUAUCCGGAGCUGGUGGUGUCGGGCCUGGUGGAGUCUCUGGAGGUGCUGGCGGAGGAGGUGUAUCAGUUACAGAAUCAGUUACUGUUGGUGGAGCCGGAGGAGCAGGAGCAGGAGCUGGUGGAAUCGGUGGACCAUCAGGUCUGGGAGGAGCCGGAGCAACUGGUGGAUUCGGUGGUGCUGGAGGACCUGGUGGACCUGGAGGACCCGGUGGACCAGGAGGAUUUGGAGGUGUAGGCGGAGGAGCAGGAGCCGGUGGUGUCGGACCUGGCGGAAUCUCUGGAGGUGCUGGCGGUGCUGGCGGAUCAGGUGUAACAGUUGUAGAGUCAGUUACUGUUGGUGGAGCCGGAGGACCAGGAGCUGGUGGUGUCGGUCCAGGAGGUGUCGGAUCUGGAGGAGUUGGACCGGGAGGUAUUUACGGACCAGGAGGAGCUAGAGGACUCUACGGACCGGAUGCAGGUGGAGCCUUCGGAGCAGGAGGAGGAGCUGGUGCACCAGGAGGACCUGGAGGUCCAGGUGGACCAGGCGGCCCUGGAGGUCCAGGUGAAUUUGGCGGAGGAGCAGGAAUCGGCGGUGGUGUUGGACCAGGAGCUGGAGGUGUUGGACCGUCUGGAGGUGCUGGUGGAACAGGUCCGGUAUCUGUCUCUUCUACUGUAAGUGUCGGUGGUGCUGGCGGACCAGGCGCAGGUGGAGCAGGAGCUGGUGGUGUGGGAACUGGAGGAUUUGGAGGUCCAGGUGGAUUCGGUGGACCGGGCGGUCCUGGAGGAUCAGGCGGCCCAGGAGGAGCAGGCGGAGGCGCCGGCGGCGCUGGCGGAUUGUACGGACCUGGAGGUGCUGGAGGAUUGUACGGUCCUGGAGGAUUAUACGGACCUGGAGGAGCUGGUGCACCUGGAGUUCCCGGAGCGCCAGGAGCUCCGGGUAGAGCAGGCGGUAUCGGAGGUAUAUCCGGAGCUGGUGGUGUCGGACCUGGUGGAGUCUCUGGAGGUGCUGGCGGAGGAGGUGUAUCAGUUACAGAAUCAGUUACUGUUGGUGGAGCCGGAGGAGCAGGAGCAGGAGCUGGUGGAAUCGGUGGACCAUCAGGUCUGGGAGGAGCCGGAGCAACUGGUGGAUUCGGUGGUGCUGGAGGACCUGGUGGACCUGGAGGACCCGGUGGACCAGGAGGAUUUGGAGGUGUAGGCGGAGGAGCAGGAGCCGGUGGUGUCGGACCUGGCGGAAUCUCUGGAGGUGCUGGCGGUGCUGGCGGAUCAGGUGUAACAGUUGUAGAGUCAGUUACUGUUGGUGGAGCCGGAGGACCAGGAGCUGGUGGUGUCGGUCCAGGAGGUGUCGGAUCUGGAGGAGUUGGACCGGGAGGUAUUUACGGACCAGGAGGAGCUGGAGGACUCUACGGACCGGAUGCAGGUGGAGCCUUCGGAGCAGGAGGAGGAGCUGGUGCACCAGGAGGACCUGGAGGUCCAGGUGGAUUUGGCGGAGGAGCAGGAAUCGGCGGUGGUGUUGGACCAGGAGCUGGGGGUGCUGGACCGUCUGGAGGUGCUGGUGGAACAGGUCCGGUAUCUGUCUCUUCUAUUGUAAGUGUCGGUGGUGCUGGCGGACCAGGCGCAGGUGGACCAGGAGCAGGUGGAGCAGGAGCUGGUGGUGUGGGAACUGGAGGAUUUGGAGGUCCAGGUGGAUUCGGUGGACCGGGCGGUCCUGGAGGACCAGGCGGCCCAGGAGGAGCAGGCGGACGCGCCGGCGGCGCUGGCGGAUUGUACGGACCUGGAGGUGCUGGAGGAUUGUACGGUCCUGGAGGACUAUACGGACCUGGAGGAGCUGGUGCACCUGGAGUUCCCGGAGCGCCAGGAGCUCCGGGUAGAGCAGGAGGUAUCGGAGGUAUAUCCGGAGCUGGUGGUGUCGGACCUGGUGGAGUCUCUGGAGGUGCUGGCGGAGGAGGUGUAUCAGUUACAGAAUCAGUUACUGUUGGUGGAGCCGGAGGAGCAGGAGCAGGAGCUGGUGGAAUCGGUGGACCAUCAGGUCUGGGAGGAGCCGGAGCAACUGGUGGAUUCGGUGGUGCUGGAGGACCUGGUGGACCUGGAGGACCCGGUGGACCAGGAGGAUUUGGAGGUGUAGGCGGAGGAGCAGGAGCCGGUGGUGUCGGACCUGGCGGAAUCUCUGGAGGUGCUGGCGGUGCUGGCGGAUCAGGUGUAACAGUUGUAGAGUCAGUUACUGUUGGUGGAGCCGGAGGACCAGGAGCUGGUUUUGUCGGUCCAGGAGGUGUCGGAUCUGGAGGAGUUGGACCGGGAGGUAUUUACGGACCAGGAGGAGCUGGAGGACUCUACGGACCGGGUGCAGGUGGAGCCUUCGGAGCAGGAGAAGGAGCUGGUGCACCAGGAGGACCUGGAGGUCCAGGUGGACCAGGCGGCCCUGGAGGUCCAGGUGGAUUUGGCGGAGGAGCAGGAAUCGGCGGUGGUGUUGGACCAGGAGCUGGAGGUGCUGGACCGUCUGGAGGUGCUGGUGGAACAGGUCCGGUAUCUGUCUCUUCUACUGUAAGUGUCGGUGGUGCUGGCGGACCAGGCGCAGGUGGAGCAGGAGCUGGUGGUGUGGGAACUGGAGGAUUUGGAGGUCUAGGUGGAUUCGGUGGACCGGGCGGUCCUGGAGGACCAGGCGGCCCAGGAGGAGCAGGCGGAGGCGCCGGCGGCGCUGGCGGAUUGUACGGACCUGGAGGUGCUGGAGGAUUGUACGGACCUGGAGGUGCUGGAGGAUUGUACGGUCCUGGAGGAUUAUAUGGACCUGGAGGAGCUGGUGCACCUGGAGUUCCCGGUGCGCCAGGAGCUCCGGGUAGAGCAGGAGGUAUCGGAGGUAUAUCCGGAGCUGGUGUUGUCGGACCUGGUGGAGUCUCUGGAGGUGCUGGCGGAGGAGGUGUAUCAGUUACAGAAUCAGUUACUGUUGGUGGAGCCGGAGGAGCAGGAGCAGGAACUGGUGGAAUCGGUGGACCAUCAGGUCUGGGAGGAGCCGGAGCAACUGGUGGAUUCGGUGGUGCUGGAGGACCUGGUGGACCUGGAGGACCCGGUGGACCAGGAGGAUUUGGAGGUGUAGGCGGAGGAGCAGGAGCCGGUGGUGUCGGACCUGGCGGAAUCUCUGGAGGUGCUGGCGGUGCUGGCGGAUCAGGUGUAACAGUUGUAGAGUCAGUUACUGUUGGUGGAGCCGGAGGACCAGGAGCUGGUGGUGUCGGUCCAGGAGGUGUCGGAUCUGGAGGAGUUGGAUCGGGAGGUAUUUACGGACCAGAAGGAGCUGGAGGACUCUACGGCCCGGGUGCAGGUGGAGCCUUCGGAGCAGGAGGAGGAGCUGGUGCACCAGGAGGACCUGGAGGUCAGGGUGGAUUUGGCGGAGGAGCAGGAAUCGGCGGUGGUGUUGGACCAGGAGCUGGGGGUGCUGGACCGUCUGGAGGUGCUGGUGGAACAGGUCCGGUAUCUGUCUCUUCUACUGUAAGUGUCGGUGGUGCUGGCGGACCAGGCGCAGGUGGAGCAGGAGCUGGUGGUGUGGGAACUGGAGGAUUUGGAGGUCUAGGUGGAUUCGGUGGACCGGGCGGUCCUGGAGGACCAGGCGGCCCAGGAGGAGCAGGCGGAGGCGCCGGCGGCGCUGGCGGAUUGUACGGACCUGGAGGUGCUGGAGGAUUGUACGGACCUGGAGGUGCUGGAGGAUUGUACGGUCCUGGAGGAUUAUAUGGACCUGGAGGAGCUGGUGCACCUGGAGUUCCCGGUGCGCCAGGAGCUCCGGGUAGAGCAGGAGGUAUCGGAGGUAUAUCCGGAGCUGGUGUUGUCGGACCUGGUGGAGUCUCUGGAGGUGCUGGCGGAGGAGGUGUAUCAGUUACAGAAUCAGUUACUGUUGGUGGAGCCGGAGGAGCAGGAGCAGGAACUGGUGGAAUCGGUGGACCAUCAGGUCUGGGAGGAGCCGGAGCAACUGGUGGAUUCGGUGGUGCUGGAGGACCUGGUGGACCUGGAGGACCCGGUGGACCAGGAGGAUUUGGAGGUGUAGGCGGAGGAGCAGGAGCCGGUGGUGUCGGACCUGGCGGAAUCUCUGGAGGUGCUGGCGGUCCUGGCGGAUCAGGUGUAACAGUUGUAGAGUCAGUUACUGUUGGUGGAGCCGGAGGACCAGGAGCUGGUGGUGUCGGUCCAGGAGGUGUCGGAUCUGGAGGAGUUGGAUCGGGAGGUAUUUACGGACCAGAAGGAGCUGGAGGACUCUACGGCCCGGGUGCAGGUGGAGCCUUCGGAGCAGGAGAAGGAGCUGGUGCACCAGGAGGACCUGGAGGUCCAGGUGGACCAGGCGGCCCUGGAGGUCCAGGUGGAUUUGGCGGAGGAGCAGGAAUCGGCGGUGGUGUUGGACCAGGAGCUGGAGGUGCUGGACCGUCUGGAGGUGCUGGUGGAACAGGUCCGGUAUCUGUCUCUUCUACUGUAAGUGUCGGUGGUGCUGGCGGACCAGGCGCAGGUGGAGCAGGAGCUGGUGGUGUGGGAACUGGAGGAUUUGGAGGUCUAGGUGGAUUCGGUGGACCGGGCGGUCCUGGAGGACCAGGCGGCCCAGGAGGAGCAGGCGGAGGCGCCGGCGGCGCUGGCGGAUUGUACGGACCUGGAGGUGCUGGAGGAUUGUACGGACCUGGAGGUGCUGGAGGAUUGUACGGUCCUGGAGGAUUAUAUGGACCUGGAGGAGCUGGUGCACCUGGAGUUCCCGGUGCGCCAGGAGCUCCGGGUAGAGCAGGAGGUAUCGGAGGUAUAUCCGGAGCUGGUGUUGUCGGACCUGGUGGAGUCUCUGGAGGUGCUGGCGGAGGAGGUGUAUCAGUUACAGAAUCAGUUACUGUUGGUGGAGCCGGAGGAGCAGGAGCAGGAACUGGUGGAAUCGGUGGACCAUCAGGUCUGGGAGGAGCCGGAGCAACUGGUGGAUUCGGUGGUGCUGGAGGACCUGGUGGACCUGGAGGACCCGGUGGACCAGGAGGAUUUGGAGGUGUAGGCGGAGGAGCAGGAGCCGGUGGUGUCGGACCUGGCGGAAUCUCUGGAGGUGCUGGCGGUGCUGGCGGAUCAGGUGUAACAGUUGUAGAGUCAGUUACUGUUGGUGGAGCCGGAGGACCAGGAGCUGGUGGUGUCGGUCCAGGAGGUGUCGGAUCUGGAGGAGUUGGAUCGGGAGGUAUUUACGGACCAGAAGGAGCUGGAGGACUCUACGGCCCGGGUGCAGGUGGAGCCUUCGGAGCAGGAGGAGGAGCUGGUGCACCAGGAGGACCUGGAGGUCAGGGUGGAUUUGGCGGAGGAGCAGGAAUCGGCGGUGGUGUUGGACCAGGAGCUGGGGGUGCUGGACCGUCUGGAGGUGCUGGUGGAACAGGUCCGGUAUCUGUCUCUUCUACUGUAAGUGUCGGUGGUGCUGGCGGACCAGGCGCAGGUGGACCAGGAGCAGGUGGAGCAGGAGCUGGUGGUGUGGGAACUGGAGGAUUUGGAGGUUCAGGUGGAUUCGGUGGACCGGGCGGUCCUGGAGGACCAGGCGGCCCAGGAGGAGCAGGCGGAGGCGCCGGCGGCGCUGGCGGAUUGUACGGACCUGGAGGUGCUGGAGGAUUGUACGGUCCUGGAGGAUUAUACGGACCUGGAGGAGCUGGCGCACCUGGAGCUCCCGGAGCUCCGGGUAGAGCAGGAGGUAUCGGAGGUAUAUCCGGAGCUGGUGGUGUCGGACCUGGUGGAGUCUCUGGAGGUGCUGGCGGAGGAGGUGUAUCAGUUACAGAAUCAGUUACUGUUGGUGGAGCCGGAGGAGCAGGAGCAGGAGCUGGUGGAAUCGGUGGACCAUCAGGUCUGGGAGGAGCCGGAGCAACUGGUGGAUUCGGUGGUGCUGGAGGACCUGGUGGACCUGGAGGACCCGGUGGACCAGGAGGAUUUGGAGGUGUAGGCGGAGGAGCAGGAGCCGGUGGUGUCGGACCUGGCGGAAUCUCUGGAGGUGCUGGCGGUGCUGGCGGAUCAGGUGUAACAGUUGUAGAGUCAGUUACUGUUGGUGGAGCCGGAGGACCAGGAGCUGGUGGUGUCGGUCCAGGAGGUGUCGGAUCUGGAGGAGUUGGACCGGGAGGUAUUUACGGACCAGGAGGAGCUGGAGGACUCUACGGACCGGGUGCAGGUGGAGCCUUCGGAGCAGGAGGAGGAGCUGGUGCACCAGGAGGACCUGGAGGUCCAGGUGGACUAGGCGGCCCUGGAGGUCCAGGUGGAUUUGGCGGAGGAGCAGGAAUCGGCGGUGGUGUUGGACCAGGAGCUGGAGGUGCUGGACCGUCUGGAGGUGCUGGUGGAACAGGUCCGGUAUCUGUCUCUUCUACUGUAAGUGUCGGUGGUGCUGGCGGACCAGGCGCAGGUGGACCAGGAGCAGGUUGAGCAGGAG
Argiope bruennichi is the source of this 7483-nucleotide messenger RNA. RefSeq lists its product as uncharacterized. The record is from RefSeq and is a predicted model, not a curated record. Lineage: Eukaryota; Metazoa; Arthropoda; Arachnida; Araneae; Araneidae. The annotation marks the transcript as partial. The transcript has 9 exons.